AUGGCGUUAAUAGAGGCAACACAAGAAGCGAUUUGGUCCAAGACGUUUCUAUGCGAGCUUGGCGAGAUGAGAGACGAGGAUCCGGUCAGGAUUUUUGAAGACAACCAAGGCUCGUUUGCACUGGCCAAGAAUCCCGAGUUUCAUAAACGAACCAAGCACAUCGACAUACGUUACCACCUUGUACGUGAGAAGGUCGAAGGAGGUCAAGUGAUUUUGCUGUACUGCUCUACCAAAGCCAUGAAGGCCGACAUGAUGACCAAGCCGAUCACUGCAGCUCAGUUUGACUUUCUUCGUAAGAUGUUAGGAAUCAAGCAACCAAUUACUGCCGAGUCGAGUGGGAGUGUUGUCGAAGAAGCGCCUCGUCAUACAGACUAG
Messenger RNA from Plasmopara halstedii, 375 nucleotides. Its product is annotated as FOG: Transposon-encoded proteins with TYA, reverse transcriptase, integrase domains in various combinations. The transcript has a single exon. Bases 1 to 375 code for a protein of 124 amino acids. NCBI's taxonomy places the organism in Eukaryota, Oomycota, Peronosporomycetes, Peronosporales, Peronosporaceae. The record is from RefSeq and is a predicted model, not a curated record.